GUGAAGUUCACCUCAAGUCACGACCGCCUCACUGCGUCGUCUGCUGGUGCUUCGAUGCCUGCUUUUCAAGUUCGCUGAGUGGUUGCUACCUCCCCGAUGCUGCAGUCCCUGCGGAGUCGCAUCCUGGAGACACUGUCCUCUCGAGAUAUCCUACCUCGAUACCGCCCAGCAGAAGGACCAUAUCAACUCCUCCCACCUUCGACAUUGCCAGAUCUACAAUCACCAGACCCACAAGUCACGAUGACAAGAAAGGGGCUUUGUCCACGCCCGGGCUCUCGUGUCCUUGCCCUCGUCUUUUUGCUACUGCUCAUCAGUGCAGUCAGUGCUGGAGUAAUUCGUCACAGACCCGGGCCUUCUGGGCAUCCGGCGCUUCUGGAGGCUACCAUAGACGAACUACAAGCAGGGCUUGCCAGCAGGAGAUUCACGAGCGUCGACCUAGUCAAGGCUUAUAUUGCGAGAAUACAUGAAGUCAACGAUACGCUGCAUGCUGUAACGGAAAUUAAUCCCGAUGCCCUGGCUAUUGCUCGCGAGCUGGACAAUGAGCGUUUGCGAGGUUCGUUUCGUGGGCCGCUUCAUGGACUCCCCAUCUUGAUCAAGAACAAUAUUGCCACGAAUGAUAGCAUGAACACCACAGCUGGUUCUUGGGCUCUUGUGGGAGCCAAAGUUCCGAGAGAUGCUACGGUUGCACAAAAGCUUCGAGCUGCGGGAGCCAUCCUCCUUGGAAAGACGAACCUCAGCCAGUGGGCACACUUCAGAUCCGUCAAUACCACAAAUGGCUGGUCAGCAUACGGAGGGCAGUCAUAUGGACCCUAUUUUCCAAAACAAGACCCAUGGGGCAGUUCGAGUGGUAGUGGCAUAUCAUCAGCGCUCGGUUUAGCACUUGGCUGCUUGGGCACCGAAACAGAUGGCAGCAUUGUAGAUCCUGCUGAUUUCAACAACAUCGUGGGGAUCAAACCCACUGUCGGACUCACUUCGAGGCACCUGGUCAUCCCGGUCAGCGAGCAUCAGGACACUGUUGGACCUUUGACAAGAACAGUCAAAGAUGGUGCUCAUAUUCUGCGGAUAAUCGCAGGAGCGGACCCGCUGGACAACUAUACCUCAUCCAUUCCACAGGGCAAAGUCCCGGACUUUGUUGCGGCUUGUCAACUGUCUGCACUGUCGGGCGUCCGGCUUGGUGUUCCAAGCAACGUCUUAUCGAUCCUUUCGACCAACACAACCGAGCCAAUACUUGAAUCGUUCUACGGAGCAUUCGACAUAUUACAGGCAGCUGGCGCCACGAUCGUUGAAGAUACCAACUUCACCUCAGCUGCAGAGUUUGAAAGCUCACAGCUACCAACCAUCAUUCUCGAAGCAGACUUCGUCGUCAACUUACAAGACUAUCUAAGCUCGCUAACAUACAACCCAAACAACAUCAGCUCGCUCGCCGACUUGCGCCGUUUCACUCAGUCUUUUCCACUAGAAGACUAUCCGCAGAGAGAUACUGGCUUGUGGGACCAGGCACUACAGAACUGGAACAACACAUCUCCUCAAUUCUGGCCCGCUUAUCAGCAGAAUUUGGUUUACGGCGACGAGGGAGGUUUGCUCGGCGCACUCAAGCGCUAUGACCUCGAUGCUGUCAUUCUGCCAACCCAUUUCUCUUCUAGCUUCGCUGCUACUGUUGGCGCCCCUAUAGUGAGUGUGCCAAUGGGCUUCUAUCCAGCUGGAACUCCAGUCUCAACUGAUCCAUGGGGCUUGGUCGAAGCCGCUCCAAAUAUUCCGUUUGGACUCAGUUUCCUCGGAGCAAGAUUCGAUGAUGCCAAACUCAUCGGCAUGGCCUACGCAUACGAACAGAGAACCAAAAUCAGGAACAAGGUAUCGCCGUACAUUGUGCCCCAGACAGAGAUUCGGGAUGUUGUAGGUUCCUGAUGAAGCGCAGACAAGUAACUGCUGAGCAUGAUGAGGUGAAGUCGAGGGUGAAAUAUAUGCAGUGACCAGCCCGACGAAGAACGGCCGACUGCUGAAGGAAUUCCAACGGACUAGGGAAGUUGUCGACAGACCACAACCUCGCGGUCCGUAGCUGACCACCUUGGUAGCCACAGGAGGGCUGUUGAUGGGCUGAGGCAGUACGGAACUACUAGGCGAGGAAGUAGAGAACGAUACUCCAAUAGCUAUUGUCGGCGCCCAAGUCUCCGCUGGUUAUUCAAUUUCCUCUGGCCGUCACGAAGUGCCACCAUGCAUGGAAUGGACCU
This is a messenger RNA of Cladophialophora immunda, 2228 nucleotides long. RefSeq lists its product as uncharacterized. The transcript is spliced from 9 exons. Bases 97 to 1905 code for a protein of 602 amino acids. Lineage: Eukaryota; Fungi; Ascomycota; Eurotiomycetes; Chaetothyriales; Herpotrichiellaceae. The record is from RefSeq and is a predicted model, not a curated record.